This is a messenger RNA of Pyrus x bretschneideri (Chinese white pear), 945 nucleotides long. RefSeq lists its product as uncharacterized. The coding region runs from base 1 to 945 and encodes 314 amino acids. The record is from RefSeq and is a predicted model, not a curated record. The transcript has 2 exons. Lineage: Eukaryota; Viridiplantae; Streptophyta; Magnoliopsida; Rosales; Rosaceae.
AUGGUAGAUGAAUCACGUGAUAUUUCAACAAAGGAGCAAAUGGCGGUGAUUUUGCGUUAUGUGGACAACAAAGGUCAAGUAAUUGAAAGGUUUGUGGGAGUCCAACAUGUUACCGAAACAACUUCAACAAAGAAAAACUCCGAUGUUGCUGCUUUUUUCACAUUGACUAAUAGUUUGGUAAAUGUUGUUGGAUGCUCAUGUAAGCGUCGUGAUGCACUUAGAGAGAAACAACAAGAAAAUCUCUUGAAAACUAUUGAAAAUGAUUGUCUUGAAAUGGGGCAAGGGUUAAAUCAAGAAACUAGUCUCAAACGUGCUGGGGAUACACGGUGGAAUUCACAUUAUGGUGCUUUGAUUAGUUUGAUUACAAUGUUCUCAUCUGUGGUGGAUGUGCUUGACAUGAUUGUUGAAGAUUGCUACAAUGAUAGUGCUGGUGAAGCAAAAAGGUUAUUAAAAGAUUUACAAUCUUUUGAGUUUGUGUUCCUCCUCUUUUUUAUGAAAUCCAUAUUAGGAGUUACAAACGAUUUGUCACAAGCAUUGCAAAAAAAAGAUCAAGAGAUUGUGAAUGCAAUGGCUUUAGUCAAGACAUGUAAAGAACAACUACGUUGCAUGAGGAAUGAUGAAAAUUUUGAUCUUUUGGUUGAUAAAGUAUCAUCUUUUUGUGUUGAACAUGAAAUUGAGGUGCCUAAUAUGGAUGAUUUAUAUGUCAUUCAAGGGAAGUCAUUGCGUAAGGCUCCAAGAAAGAUCAAUCAUCAUCAUUACAAAGUGGAGCUCUUUUUCGAGGUCAUUGAUUUCCAACUUAAAGAAUUAGAUGAUCGCUUCGCUGAAGGUAAUACCGAAUUGCUUAUUUGCUUGGCAUGCUUGAGUCCGAAUGAUUCAUUUGUAGCUUUUGAUAAAGAGAAGCUUGUUCGCCUUGCUCAUAUGUAUCCUAAAGAUUUCACGGAUUGA